Molecule: messenger RNA, 1244 nt
Organism: Centropristis striata (black sea bass)
Lineage: Eukaryota; Metazoa; Chordata; Actinopteri; Perciformes; Serranidae
Product: procathepsin L-like
Exons: 8
Coding region: 38-1018 (326 amino acids)
Biological process (GO): immune response
Cellular component (GO): lysosome
Molecular function (GO): cysteine-type endopeptidase activity
Source: RefSeq, a predicted model, not a curated record
AAUAACCCUGCUGAUUGUUCUUCAUCAAGGACAAAACAUGUUGUGUGCCGUGUUGCUGUGGGCCGGUCUGGUUCUGGGCCACUCUGCGCCUACCGUUACUGAACUGUGGGAAAAGUGGCAAAUGAAACAUGGCAAGGUCUACGAUGAUCAGAUGGAGGUCGCCUACAGGAGGGCGGUGUGGGAGAAGAACGUGCGGUUGGUGUUGAGACACAACAAGGAGGCCUCAGCAGGACUACACAGCUUCACAAUGGGACUCAAUCAUCUGGCUGACAUGACUGCUGAGGAAGUCAAUGAGAAGCUGAACGGCCUGAAGAUGGAGGAGCCCACUAGAGUCAGAAACUACACUUUCAAAGACUUGAGUGGCCAAAAGAUGCCUAAGAGUGUCGACUGGAGGAAGAAUGGUAUGGUUGGUCCAGUACGAAACCAGGGGAUGUGUGGCUCCUGCUGGGCCUUCAGCACUAUGGGAGCUCUUGAGGCCCAGAUGAGGAGGCAAACAGGCGCCCUCGUCACCCUGAGCCCACAGAACCUGGUGGACUGCAGCGCCAGCAAUCACGGCUGCCGAGGAGGAUACCUGUCUGCCGCCUUCAGAUACGUCAUCCGCAACCAAGGCGUCGACUCAGAGAACUUCUACCCCUACGAAACCAGGGACGGGCCAUGUCGGUAUUCUGUGGAGGGAAUGGCCGGAUACUGCAGUGAUUUCCACGACGUCCCUCCAGGAAAUGAGAGGGCUCUGCAGGCUGCGGUGGCGACAGUGGGGCCGAUCUCUGUGGCCGUGAACGCCAUGCUGCAGUCCUUUCAUUUCUACAAAGGAGGUUUGUACAACGAACCAAACUGCGACCCAAAUCACAGAAAUCACGCUGUCCUGCUUGUGGGCUACGGCUCAGAGGAUGGACAAGAUUUCUGGAUCGUGAAAAACAGCUGGGGAGUUGAAUGGGGAGAAGGAGGCUACAUCCGAAUUGUCAGAAACAGGAACAAUCUCUGCGGUAUUGCCAGCAAUGCAGUUUACCCCUCAGUGUGAAAAUGUGACCUGUCAGCUGAAUCAUCUUGGUAGUAUUAAGGUUAUUCAUUUAAUAUCAGAGACCAGAUGUUUGCUUUUUACCUGGAACACUGAAACAGUGGAUGAUAUCCUUAAAAUGGGAAUAAAACUGCCAAAAUAUUGCUGAUAAAGUUUUGCUUUGCAAAAAUUUUGCUUCAUCAAUAUAUCUGCUUUGGUAGUCUCUCUCACUGAUGUUUUGAUUUUUUUU